Bemisia tabaci is the source of this 5695-nucleotide messenger RNA. RefSeq lists its product as uncharacterized. Lineage: Eukaryota; Metazoa; Arthropoda; Insecta; Hemiptera; Aleyrodidae. The record is from RefSeq and is a predicted model, not a curated record.
UUGACCAUGUGAGAACCGCGACCUAGCAAGUUUAGUAUCAAGUGACCUUCGAAAUUCCAUACCCAACUUAUUAUUUUUGUCCCAACUGUUUACAUUACUUUUAUUUUGUGUCUUAAUUCUAUUCGUCAAAUGUGAUAACUUUCAUAUCAUUUCUCGCAAAGUAGGUGAAAUAUUAUUUUGUGCCGAUCGCGUAAGUUGUUGUUGUUUAUGUAUGGAAAACUUUCAAAUUCUAGUCACUGCUGUACUUAUGUUUUGUUUAGAUUCCCCAAUAAAUCUGUAUUUGUUGCUCUCAUGAUUCAACCUUCAUCAUGAGUUCAUCCUCCGAGGGACAGCAGAUUUCAGAAAUCUGUAGAAACAAUGAAGCUUACAGAAAAAGUGCAAUCAAAGCUGCUGAUUGUGAUCAUAAGGACUCGCUUAAAGUUAUUGAAGAAUUUCAAGAAGUAUAUCGGAAGCGCAUGAAACUGCUUAAUGAAGCUAGCGAUAAGAGCCCUGAACUCUCAGAGUUAAAAAUAAGAACCUUGCAAGACUGGGUUGAAGAUCUGACAGAACAAAAUUCACUAUUGGCAACAACUUUGGAAGAGCUUGAGGCAGAGGCGUUGGUUAAAGCUAACAGUCUAAGCCACACCACAUCGGAUUUCAGCAGAACUCGCAAUUCAUUCCAUGACUCACUCGUAUCUAAUAGGACAGUGGACCUGCAAGAUUCAGCCUUAAGCCAGAGUUUCCUAGGAAUUAGUCUUGAUGAUCUUCAACGUCUGAGAAUGGAAAAUGAAGAAUUAAAGCAAAAAUACUCAAAGAAAGAAGCUGGUUUCGAAAAAUACCGAUUAUGUAUGGAGAAGCUGCUUGAACGUGUGGAGCAGCCAUUGUACGAUAGCUCUCACCCCGCAAUAAUGUUUUCUAGUGGAGAUAAUUCUAGGAUAAUUACAAAGUCUCAUUCAUUUGAAUUGGAGCAUCUGAACUCAAUGAUAGAGGAUUACAAGAACCAAAUUAAGCUACUUAAAGAAGAACUUAGCCGGAAGGAAAAUGAUGUCAAUAACUUGAAAUCAAACCUAGAAGAAAAAGAUGAAUCUCUAGCAAAAAUGUCCGAGCAGUUGGCUUACCUUCAAGAAAUUGUUCAAGAAGUUGAAUUGUUGAAAACAGAAAUGGAGAAAAAUCGGAAAAACUUUCAUGAAACAAGGAUGUCCCUAGCUAUGGAAGUUGCCUCCAAGCAUGACCAGAAUUUGAAACUAAAGCAUGAAAUACAAUUGUUAGAAGAACAAGUACGGCAAAGUGAAAUGUCAACUCAUUUUAAAGAUGACAUCAUCAAAGAGUUGCGAAAGGAGUUGAAAACUGCCCGAUGCAAGGAGAAAAAUGAUGAGUGUCUGAGUCAAUUGCAGUACAAGAUAGAUUCCCUUUCAAUGCAGCUCAAGGCCAAGAAUGAUCUUAUCUCACAACUAGAAAUGAAGUUGCGGCUGGAAAAAAACACUGCCAAUUCUCCGAAAGUUAUCGAUGAUGAUAGAGUGGAGGAGUUGAAACUCAAGUUGAAAGAGAAAGACGACAGGAUCCGUGAAUUGGAGGCAGGAUAUUCUGAAGUAUUUUCGAUUAGUGAUACUCCUUUGUCCUCUGUUUUCAACAAUCAGCACUCUCCAAAAUUUAUGAAGAAUAAAGUAAAUGAGAUUUCAUCAAGUUUAUUCUUCGAAAAGUUUGAGGACUACUACAAACUGUCGGAAGAAGAAAGUAUUAUUUUUGUCAAUCUAUUUAAGGAAAGUGAAACUGCGACUAAAAUUUCUCAAGAAAGAGAAAGUAAGGUUCUUGCACUAGAUGAACAAUUACUCAUAAUGUCAAGGCUUCUCCAUGAGAUUCUACAAUUGUUUGGAAAAAUAGAAGAAAGUAAUUUGCUUGAUGAUGUCAAUUCUGAAAACUCAUCAGUCACUGAGAUGACUAACCAGGACUUACAUCACUCUGUCAAAUUGAUCCAGGAGAAUUUAAACUCGGUUUUAUCAAGUUUGAAUGGGCAGGACUUUAGUUGUACAAACAACUGCAAUCACCUGUUAUCAAAUGUUGAGAAAGUUUUUGAAGAGGUUCAGUCAGAACUUUUUCUGUUGAAAGAAGGUUAUUCCUCGCAUAAAAAUCAGACAGAAAUUGUGUAUGAAACUUAUCGCAGUAUACAAAAAUCUUUGAAAGCCUUCAUUGAGCAUAUCACUGAGGUCGGCAAAAGUUUUGAAGAACUGAAAAAUAUGGACUUGAAUGGAAUAUUAAGUAAACAUCAAGAUAAAAUUCUUAGUUUGAAGCACGAUCUUCAAGAAACUCGCAAGAAGAAAGAGGAGACUCUUAAAAUUGUGAAGAAGUAUUUAACAAAAGAGGAUACUUCAAACCUUGGUGAAAGUAACUUGCACAUAAGAAAUUUAAACCAUUUAACUGUUUUGGCAAAUGAAUCAUAUAAUGGCUGUGUGAAUGUUCUUCAGGAUAUAAGUUCAAUUUUACGAAAUCAUUCCAGCUCUAAUGAAGAUGUCUCCAUUCCUAGUAUAUAUGUUGACACUCCGCAGACAAAAGAGAAAAUUUUCUCAACUUUGGAUCACGUCCUGUCAACCAACCAGAAAUUGAAGUCUAUUUUAGAAAACGCCUCCACUUCCUCUUCUAAUCCGGUUCCUCCUAAUAAAUCAUGGAAUAGUAGUCGCAAAGAGCAUGGAGACCAAAGUAACCACUCAACUGAAAUGGUCACUAGCAAAGAUCAGUCAACAAGCACAGAUAAUGAACAGAUGGAAAACUCAGAGCGGCGUCUUUCAGAAUUAUCUAUUGAACUCGAGCAUACAAAAUCUCUUCUUCGCAACUCAGAACAAGACAUGAAUUCAAGGUUGCAAGACUUUGAAAAUUACAAAAGCUGUGCAGAAAAAAUGAUAGAUGAUUUAAAAUUACAAGUCUCACAUCUCAAAAAAACUCAGGAUCUUAGUGCUGUCACAAAAUUGGAAUCAAAAAUUUCUGCUCUUGAAAAAGAGAAGGAUGCUUUUAUUAAGACAGUGGAAUGCCAGAAUAAAGAACUGUCAAGGAUAAAACAACUGUUUACGAUUGCUCAAGAGGAGAAGAAUGCUGCCCUAAUUGAAAAGUCUAUAGCUCAGGAUGAACUGAAUGAGAAAGCAUAUUUUGUCAAUGAAAAGUUGAAUGCUAAGGACAUGCGGAUUAAAGAGUUAUCUUCAAUGCUUGAUCAGUCUCAGCAGAGUGUGACUAAAUUACAAAAAGAAAUUGAAACUCUUAAUUCUAAAUCGGAUUAUGUAAUGGAGAAACUAAGGAAAGACCUCUGUGAAUUAACGGUGACUCUGAAGGAACGAGAUAACUUGCUAAGCAAACGUGAAGAAUGUAUCGAUGCGUUGCACGAAACUAUCCGUCUUCUGGAAACUGAGAAUAAAGAUCUUAGGAAAGAAAUUGAUAAUUUGGUGAAACAAAAGGAAAAGUACAUUGAAUUUGAAGAAAAACUUUUGGAUGCGCAAGACAAAAUUAUGCUGUUGGAAACUGAAAAACAUUCACUUGCGCAAAGAGUUAAGGCAUUCAAAAGUUAUUUUGAAACUCUCCAUGGAAACUUAACAGCUUGCAUUGAACAGGUUGCUGAAGAAAAGAAACGGGUAGAACGAUUGCAAGAGACCAACAUCAAUACGACGAUUAAGGUGUAUGAAUUGGAGCAAGACUAUCAAAUGUCAGAACGGAAACUACAAUGCUGUCAGGAAGAAAUCAAGAUUCUAGAGGCAAAAGUGAAAGAAUUGGAAGAUUCUCUGUCGAAUAGCAAUGAAGCAGCAUCUAAUCUUCGUUGCUCUCUUGAAGAGAAGGAAAACGAUUUAGUCACAGCUCAAAACAUCAAUAGGAUGUAUGAAGAAAACAUUGAGUCUCUGCGGAAAGAAAACGAAAGCAUCAACUCUCAAAAUGAAGAAACUAAAAUCAAGCUGAAAUACCUUUCUGAAGAAGUAAAUACACUAAAGAGACAAAAUGAAGACUUGAGUUUGAAGAACAGCCUAGCUUUGAAUGAAAUAAACCAAGAAAACCAAAUAAAUGAAAUGCUUCGUCAAAGGAUCGAAGAAAUUAAAAAAUCAAGAAAUCAAGAUCUAGCCGCGGCCCAAGAAAAUGAAGCAAUGCUGAAGGAUACGCAAAAAAAACUGUCGGAAAUAAUGAAAGCAAACUCAAUUUUGGAAAACAACUUCGUUGUUUUACUGAAAGAACUGAACAAUAUCCAAUUACAGGAUGAACCGAGCAUACUGUCAAAGAUCAACAGGGAAGGAAAUGGAAUAAACAGGACAGAAAUAGUUAUUGAACAGCUUAAAUUGGUGGAAAAGUCCUAUCACAACUUUGUUCAACAAGCAAAUGACUACAGGCAACAGCUCAAGUCCAAACAAAAUGAAAUCGUGAUCUUAACUGAAAUGAAUGAAAAUAUGAAAUCAAAAUAUGCCAAAAAAAUAGAUGAAAUGUCGAAACAGUUCCAGCAACUGAAAAACUCCAACGAAUCCUAUCGAGAUGAAACCACCAAACUAAAGGGAAACAUCAGUAACCUCACAUCUCAACUCAACGAAGCUUUGAACAGAGAAGAGUCAGCUAAAAGUUGUUUGUUAGUCAAAGACAGUGGCUGGUCAAAAAAACUGCAUGAUAAUGAGCAAGAAGUCGUGCAACUAAGAGGACUCCUGUCAAAUUUGAAAAGAGACUUCUCCAAACGGAGUGCAGAACUAGCACAAGAACAAGCAAAUCAUGCAGCCACAGAGACGAGGCUCAAGUCAGUAUCUGCUGAUGUAAUGCGUCUUCGCAAAGAAUUAAGGAGCAAAGAAGAGAUUGUAACCAAAGUUCAAGGAGGAAUGAGUCAGCUAACCAACAAACUAGUAUCUUACUUUCAAGAGAUUACAGAAAAAGCAGAACUUGUUUCUCUUUUAGAAGCUGAGAACAAGAGACUGAGAAAUGAAUUAGGCUCUCAGACUUACAAUCAUAAUGAAGUUAACAUACAACCCAAGAAACGCUCAGUUGCUGUUAGCUUUGAUGUAGAAGGUGCAAGUGGAGAAAAUCCUAAUUAUUUCUGCAGGUUAGAUGGAAAGCUCAAAGAAAACCAAAAAAUCAGAGAGCCAUUUUUAUCUGAGCUGUACCAGCAUAGUUUGAUAAAUAACCCUCUCAAGGAGUCGCCAUGUAACUCAAGUGCAUCUAGCUCUAAAUACUUACCACCGCAUCGUCAGAAGAGUAACCUCACUCAAAAAUAUAAAUCAAUGAAGCAACAGAAUGCUCAACUUCUGAAAGACAAGGAGGUACUAGAAAGAAUAAAUGAUCAGCUCAUAUCAGAAAUGACCGCCUCAGAUACGUCAGUCAGGAUGGCAUUUUCUUCGGCUCUUUCUUUGCCCGCUUUGCGCAGAGGAAAUGCAGAAAAAGAUGCUAUUUCAGUAUUGAUGGAUUCUAAUGAAAUCUUUGAAGAAUCUGAUUCCAAUAUAUUGGAAAUGAAACCUAACAAUCUUCACUUUUUGCACGAUGACAAAGUGACUACCUCAAAAUAAUGCAUUCUAUAUCAGGUUCGAUUCCAUAAAAAUUAUUCCAAGCAGCUUUUCCCAUUUUUUUACUUUUAUUUGUUUCAAUUUUUUUAUAUUAUAUUAAUGGGUUAGACCCAACUUCCUCUUAUGUAAGUUCAAAAAUAUUCCUAACUUUUUAAGGUUCAAUAUAGAUUACCUUUAAGCACUUUACAAUAAAAUAUUAUUUUUCUACUUCA